GUUUUGAGCUUGGGGUGGGGAUGGAAUGUGCUGACUCAUUUGUAUGCUGGCGCACGUCACAGUAGCCAAACCCCCUACAUGUCAUCAGCAGUACUACUGCAAAGAGCUUCUGUGUUGAGCUUAUGGUCUAGGGUAACAUCUUAACAUCUUCCCCCUGCUCGCAAAUAAUAUUGAACGUCACAGUAGCCAAACUCCCUACAUGUUCUCAAAAGGAGUGCUAAGACGUUCUGUGUUGUGGUCUAGGGACGAGAUGGAAACGUCUGAAUCUGAGGACUCCGAUUACAACGCUCAAAACGAAAGAAUCUCCUCGUUAUCUGAGACGUCAGAGGAUACGUCGAAACCUGCCAACCAUGAGUUCUCGUCUGAGACAACAGAAGAUGACCAGGGAAAAGGUCGCCAUGCCCCUUGGUGCACGCCGACUUCGAUCUGUUUUGUCCCUAAUGAAGGGGAGAACGUGUUCUGUACCUUUGCCGGUCGUGCCAAUCCGUCUCUUCUCAAUGACUUCAUCAGACAAAACACCAAUCAACGAGUCCUAUUGCACAUGGCUCCAGCGGAAUUCGUAUCCGGUGAUCAGGUUACGUCAGUCAAUGGCAUUGGGUUCUUUGCAGUCGGGACUCUAGCAUGGGGCCUCCCUGAGAGCGCUUCGAGUGAACCACAGAUUAUCUCUCAAAAUGAUCUUCCAUCUGCUAUCGGAGCUGGUGAGCUUCACCAUGGACGUACGCAGUCUGUAGCCUCGGAGUCUGCAUCAGAGCACGACGUUUUCACAUUGCCUGAUCUUUCGCCAGACACCAUAAAGUGGCGAGAAGAGAAUCCAACUCCAGAGGUGAAGAUAGUUCCCGAGGACACAGACAUUGAAGAUGAACCAAUCAUUGUAAAGGGUCCGAGGAGCAGGAAUCCGUUUGAUACUGACAAUGACUCAGAAGAAGAAGCCUAUAACCGGGCCGGAACUGAUGUUAAUUGGCGAGAAAUUAUGGAACGCCUUCCACCUCAUAUCACAGGCUAUCGACCACGCGUGCAUAUUGAUCAGGAAUAGGAAGUCGAAGCCGUGGCUGGAACUAACAAAGAAGAGAACAGUUAAAACUUGGCGUAUUCUUCUAUUGCGUGCAAAUUAUAUUUGCGGAAAUCCUUGUAUAUAAACCCCCACCCCAUGAGCAUAUAGCAUCGGUCGUGUGUAUAAAACUACUUCUUUGGAUGCUUUCACCCAAAAUUUGUAAUGGUUCAUUUUGUGUCAAUAUAUACUGGAGAAUUUUGCAGUUGGUCAA
Spizellomyces punctatus DAOM BR117 is the source of this 1262-nucleotide messenger RNA. RefSeq lists its product as uncharacterized. The record is from RefSeq and is a predicted model, not a curated record. Lineage: Eukaryota; Fungi; Chytridiomycota; Chytridiomycetes; Spizellomycetales; Spizellomycetaceae. The transcript is spliced from 2 exons. The coding region runs from base 200 to 1033 and encodes 277 amino acids.